This is a messenger RNA of Drosophila bipectinata, 528 nucleotides long. RefSeq lists its product as uncharacterized. NCBI's taxonomy places the organism in Eukaryota, Metazoa, Arthropoda, Insecta, Diptera, Drosophilidae. The record is from RefSeq and is a predicted model, not a curated record.
AUGUGGUUCAAACUAGCUGCGAUUUGGCUAACUUUUUUGGUUCUCAAGAUUUCUUGCAAGUUUGAGUUUACUAAUGUCAAGUGCACUUCGCUGGAUAAGGAUUUCAGUGAUUUUGAGUAUUGCUAUCUGAAGUCUGUGAAUCGGAGCUAUAAAUUCAUAUCAAUAAAAGCGAAUUUAUUUCAAACGCCUAUCACAAAGAUAAAAGUCACUGCAACUGUUUACAAACGCUAUAAUGGCUACAGGCCUUUUAUGGUUAAUAUAACAGUGGAUGGGUGCAGGUUUUUGAAAGGCGCCAAAGCUGCUCCAGUCGCGGAAUACAUGUAUGGUUUUUUUAGGACGUAUUCAAAUGUAAACCAUACGUGUCCUUUCGACCAUGAUAUCAUAUUAGAGAAGCUUGACGCCAACUUUAUGAAUUACCAAGUUACUAAAGUUCUGCCAGUUCCAGAGGGCGAUUACCUUCUGGAAACUCAUUGGAUUCCUUAUGAAAAAGAUAGAGCGGUUAUAAAAGUUUAUGGUACUAUAUCUUAA